AAUUAUUCAUUCAUAAACAUAUCGAACAGGUGAAUAUUGUGCAGAACAGCUAUCGUGUACUGGUUUAAAGAAGAAAGCAAUAUUGCGAUACCAACUUAAGGUUAAAGUAUUUGUGAGUUUGACAUAUUAUUUUUGACACGUUGUCAGCUGUCAAGUACAUUCCCUUAUUUAUUAUUUACUGUUAUUUUUAGUAAAUAAAAUUUAUUUAAUUUGUUUUAAAUGUGAUAAAAAAUGUCUCAUUAUGUAUCAAAAAAACGGGAUGCUCGAACAACGCAACGACAAUAUGAAUUAAUGUUAGAUUUUAUGAUAAAACACCCAGAUAUAGCCUCGGGUCGACAUGCUAAUACGAAACGAGCAAAUUAUGAGAAACAUUGGGAAGAACUUGCACACGUUUUAAAUUCGGACACUGCUGGACCAAGUAAAGCAACUAGUAAAUGGAUGAAAUGUUGGUCGGAUUGGAAGCAUAAUACUCGCACUAAGAGUGCAAAAAUACGACAAUUUAAAGAAACUCCUGCUGAUGGACGUUUCCCUUGUUUGUUAACAUCAUUGGAGGAACGUUUAUUGAAAUUAAUGGCCUCGUUUAAAAAUGAGAGUAACGAAUCAUUCAUCUGUAAGCAAGAGCAAUUUGAUGGCUGCCCAGAUUACGAGAUUGGAUCAGAUUUGAGAACAUUUUUUACACAAGUACAGCAAUAUUCAGUUAAGCAAGAAGUAGAAGAUCCCGAAGAGGACAUGUCAGAAGAUAGUUCAGAUGAUGAUACUCCAUUUAACACUGCUGAUUUUUGUAUUCCUGUUAUAGCACAGGAUGACGAACAAUCACCAAAUGUUGAAAUUAAAUCAGGAAAUGGAUUAUCUUCAGCUAUUUCAAUUGAAACAUGGAAGAAACGAAAGCGUUUAUAUUCUGAUACAUCAGUACAUUCACAUGACUAUCAAUAUCAAACAUCAACACCAAAUAAUUCUGAUGCAACAAAAAUAAUAAAUAUUGAUACAACAAAUAAUGACGAUAAUGUAAGAAUAAAAGAUACAUUAAAUCGUAUUGCAAAUGCUGUUGAACAAAGUGCAAAAGCAAAUGAGCGUUGUGCAAAUGCAUGUGAACGUAUUGCGAACUUAUGUGAACGUGUUACAUCAGCAUGUGAACGCAGCAUCAAUUUAAAUGAAAAAUUGAUUAGUGUUUAUGAUCGUAAUGUUAAAUUACAUGAACGAAAUAUACUUACAACAGAAGCAAUAAAAAAAACAACUGAACGGCAUGCUGAAUCAACUGAUAAAUUGGUUGAAAUCGUUCAGAAUGUGGCUGAACAAUCAUUUGAUGUUCUUAAGAAAUAUAUCGGACAAAAUAGUAUAAGAUAGCGAUGUACUAUGGUUUUUUUUUAUAUUACUUUUUGCAUGCUUUUGUAGAAUAUUAUUGAUAACAUUUUUAAUUAUUGUUUAAAUCAAUUUCCACUUUACUGUAAGUUUAUGCUUAAACAAGUGUAACUUAUUUUAAGUGAUAUAAAUCAGUCCACUAAA
Molecule: messenger RNA, 1503 nt
Organism: Chrysoperla carnea
Lineage: Eukaryota; Metazoa; Arthropoda; Insecta; Neuroptera; Chrysopidae
Exons: 5
Coding region: 232-1344 (370 amino acids)
Source: RefSeq, a predicted model, not a curated record